AUGGAAUCUUCUAGUGAAUAUGGGCCCUCAGUUGACCACCCUGAGUCCCCAUGCCCAACUGAUAUAACCAGUUUGAGUGAAAGUGUUGAUAAUAGCGAGCCUGACAGUGACACGAAUUCGGACUCUAGUCUGCCUUCCCUCCGUGAUGUCCUAAGGCCCAGAAAGCGGAGCAUCACAGACGUAAAAGACAUCGAGGACGGUACGGAACAGAAGGGGUCACACCGUCAGAGUCGUCACAAACGCCAAGCUACUGCUGAAAGGCGCGGAUCAGUCGAAGUCGCCGAGUCUCCGAGUCGCAGCGAUCAUACAAGUGAUUUGCACAGUCUGGACGUUACGACAGUAAUCACUGGGUGUCAAGAUAAGGGCGAUUCGAUGACAGAGCGAACAGAGCAGCACAAGGCGCACAGCGGGCAAGGGCCCUCAAGCUCGACGUCUAAGAGGCAGCUAGAUCCGGAGCGAACGUCUUAUAGAGACUCUCAGGCAGAGGACCGGGAUUCACAAAUCCGGACAACAGGAGUUGGCGAGAUCUCCGUCAAUGUUAGUAGCGGUACUCUCCUUGGGUUGUAUGGGCAGCGAGAGACAUGUCAGGGGCCAGAAUAUUGCUGCCUGAUUGGGACCUGGCUUCGGCCUAAGGAUGGGAUACCGCAGAACCAAAUCCAGAAGUACGAUCGAGGGGUGGCGCAAGGCCGUCGUCGGCGGCCCUUGAGGAAGCGAAGGUCCUGGUGUGAACGUGACGCAGAUACAGAAGUUCUUCAUGAGGUCCGACGGUGGAAGGCCGGCCUGGUGUAA
Molecule: messenger RNA, 789 nt
Organism: Lithohypha guttulata
Lineage: Eukaryota; Fungi; Ascomycota; Eurotiomycetes; Chaetothyriales; Trichomeriaceae
Exons: 2
Coding region: 1-789 (262 amino acids)
Source: RefSeq, a predicted model, not a curated record